Molecule: messenger RNA, 1098 nt
Organism: Eruca vesicaria subsp. sativa (arugula)
Lineage: Eukaryota; Viridiplantae; Streptophyta; Magnoliopsida; Brassicales; Brassicaceae
Source: the annotation of a GenBank genome assembly
AUGGCUACGACGGAGUCCAGUGCCGCUAAUUCGGCAUCUCAAAUCCAACCUGGCUACUCCAUUGAUCCCUCCUCUGUCUCAAGAUCACGUACCUGGAUUACUGGUGCUUCCGGUUCUGGCGCUAUCAUUGAUGAUCCUUGUGACAAGGGCAAGAAGAAGCCUGUCUGGAACAAGCCUUGUACCAGCUCCUCCCCUCUUAUGGGCGCCGAUUCCUGGCCUGCUUUGUCUCUAUCUUCACACAAGUCCCCAUCUUUAGAUUCUUCCAAAGGUUUAUCGCCAAUGCCGCAGGCUCCUCUCAGUUCCAGUAUCAACGCUAGUGCUGCUACUUCAUCAGAUAACCUUAAUGUUAAUAGCCAAAGGAAACCUUUUAGACGAAAUAACUCCACCUCAUCUAAACCCCCAAAUGCUUAUCAGAGGAGUGGCUCUGCAGCUUCUCAGUCCCGUAGGCAUCACAACAAUGGCAGCUCUUACCCUCCUCCUGGGGAUGGGCUUUACCUCGAGCAUGGGCACCAGAGCGGCCUUAACUCUAAUAAUGGGAGAGGAGACAUGCACUUGCAACCGCAGAGGGGUUUUGGGAUGAUGAGACCGCAGAUACUGAUGGGGUCACCAUCUUUUCCUGCUAGCAGCAGCACUCAAUAUAUGGCAGCACCUCAAAUAGGUUCAUAUGGUGGCCCCAUGCUCUACCCUGAUUAUGCGCUGCACGUCUUUAUGCCGCACCCACCUCCAGAGUCGAUGACUUUGGUUGGAAACUUGGCACCUCCACCCAUAUAUUUUCCCACUUUUGAUACCAUCUUGUACAAUAAAAUAUUGACACAAGUAGAAUAUUAUUUCAGUGCUGAUAACUUAAGCAAAGAUAGACACUUGAGGCGUCAGAUGAACGAUGAAGGUUGGGUUCCUGUUAGAGUAAUAGCAGGGUUCAGAAGACUUGCGGAACUGACAGACAACAUUCAGACUAUAUUGGAGGCGCUGAGAAGUUCAGAAGCUGUGGAAACUAAGGGUGAAGCAUUAAGGAGGCGAGGAGAUUGGGACAAGUAUUUACUGCCUCAUGAACAACCGUCAAGCUCUGGUCCUGAAGCGGCGGCGGGGGACUCAACUUAA